Lutra lutra (Eurasian river otter) is the source of this 972-nucleotide messenger RNA. RefSeq lists its product as uncharacterized. NCBI's taxonomy places the organism in Eukaryota, Metazoa, Chordata, Mammalia, Carnivora, Mustelidae. The record is from RefSeq and is a predicted model, not a curated record. Bases 1 to 804 code for a protein of 267 amino acids. The transcript is spliced from 6 exons.
AUGCAAAUCAGCUUCUCAGCUAUUGGCUGCCUUGGUGGCCAGGAGCGCGAGAGCCCUGGAUGCCCAGCCAAUAGAAGCUUCCUGGCCUUGCCCAACCCCUUUGUGGGUCUGCUUCUGUGCAUAAAGGCUGGGCCCCAGCAGGACAGUCCGGUGAAUCUGGCCCAACCCAAUGCUGAGCUCUCUGUUACACAGCUGGCCCUGGCUUUCUUUCCAAGAUGCUGUUUUGGCAUAACCAGCCAGAGCACCUAUGGCCCAGUCCCCGGAAACUGUACCCAGGGUCUCCGAGUGACUUGCUCAGAUGUGCCCCUGUCCCGAUGCUGCUCUCACCACUCAACACGGUGGAGUUUCAUUGGAACCUCCCAAUGUAGUUUGGAGUUUCAAGUUGCAAGUUGGAGUUUCAAGAGGAUCUCCCUCUUCCGAUUCACUGCAUCAGCACUGUGUUUGCUCCUUCCAAGAUGGGUGGAAAGAAAGGUGUCCCCUUCCACCUCCAGAUCCACAGCAACAAGGACCUUCCGCAGGCAGCGCACCUGCACUCUGCCGGCUGCCUCACCAAAGUGUUCAAGGGACAGAUCCCUGUGGCUGCAAGGCUGUUUGCCGCUCAGAGAGAAAACGUCCCAGUUUCUAGGCCACGGAAUAGAACAGAGAGGAAGUGCAGAACCCAGAUGGCUACUUCCUGGUUCUUACCUAGGCCCAGGGGCACACCGCUGCAAGAGCCGGAGACGGACACCACCCUGGUUCUUGGGGGCCCCACAUUCACCAGAAGCCUUGUUUAAAUCCUCAGCAGCUUCAUCGGGCUCAAGGUGAAGCGUCAUGUCCAACCCCUAGAGAGGAGUGGAGCAGCCCUCAGGCCCAUCUCUCUGCUGAGCUGGCCAAGGCCGUGAGGCACAGAACCUGCCCCUGUGGAGAAGGCGCCUUUGCCCCAAGCAGAGCCGCCCGAACACUGGGUGCAGGGGUUCAGGUUUAAAAUUGUAU